Messenger RNA from Cynoglossus semilaevis (tongue sole), 813 nucleotides. It is a transcript of the gene mrpl27, whose product is annotated as mitochondrial ribosomal protein L27. Gene Ontology annotation, biological process: translation. Lineage: Eukaryota; Metazoa; Chordata; Actinopteri; Pleuronectiformes; Cynoglossidae. The coding region runs from base 96 to 539 and encodes 147 amino acids. The record is from RefSeq and is a predicted model, not a curated record. Gene Ontology annotation, molecular function: structural constituent of ribosome. The transcript has 4 exons. Gene Ontology annotation, cellular component: ribosome; mitochondrial large ribosomal subunit.
UUAGUUAAGUCAUCGAUUAGUCUUUCUAAAGAUUUGAAAGCAACACGAUUAAUCGGAUGUGACGCGAUAGACUUACGGAAGGGGCUGAGUCCAACAUGGCGUCGUUGGCGUCCUUGAUGCUGAAGUCCCGAGCCGGUCUGCUGUCACCUCAUCAGUCCGGUCUGCUGGGCUCCAUCAGGUUUGCAUCAAAGAAGUCAGGCGGCAGCGCCAAGAACCACGGUGGAAAUAGUCCUGGUCGUAGAUAUGGCUACAAGAAACAGGAUGGAAACUUCGUCCAUGCUGGGAACAUUCUAGCAACACAGAGAUUUUUAAGGUAUCAUCCAGGAGCCCAUGUGGGGGUGGGAAACAAUAACACCCUGUACGCUCUGGAGGACGGAGAAGUCCGGUUCACUAAGGAGAUCUACGUCCCACCUCCUCGCAGCUCAGAGGCUUCAACUGUGAUCACCCGACUUCCCAAAGGAACUCUGCUCUACAAGACCUUCAUCAACGUGCUGCCGGUGAAGCAGGGGGGCAAGUUCAGUCUGGUGGACAUGGUCUGAAGGAAACACUGGGCUGGGUUUCUGGUUCCUGCUGGAGUCUUGAUGGGAAUGUGAACAGGAAAGGCAUGCUGGGCGACCUGAGGAGCUGACACUGUCACUUAUGUUUGUUUAUUUUUUUGUACUGAUCUUCUGUAAAAUACAGUGUUGUAUUAAAUAAAUAAGAAACUGCAGAUUUGAACAUAAACUUUCACCAAAUGUCUUCUGAGAUGCUCAGAUUAUUACCUUCACACAAGUCAAAAAAUCAAAAUAAAUUAUGAUCCUGUUUUAAAAAAAA